CGGUGGUAUAAAAGGUUGUGGACUCCACCCUGUGGAUCAGUCAGCCUCUGUCGCUCCUCGUGUCACCUCAUCCACGCUCUCAAACACCUCAGUUACUGAGUCAUCAUGCCAACCAGCGCCCUCGCCCCCUUCAUGUACCAGCUGCAGGAAGGUCUCCGUAAUGUUGACCUAAAGCACUGGGUCAGUCAGCUGGACUUUAAGACGGCGGGUGUCCUGGCACUGAUAGUCGUGGGGAUCGUCCUCUUGCUGAACCUGGUAACGAAGUCUUAUCUUCCCUACGGCAGGAGUCUCUUGUCCUCCGCCGCCCACGCCUGGGACAGCAGGGAUCAACUGGGGCUUGGUCCUGCCCUCCGUGGAAGCCGUUCCUUGGAGCCUUUUACAAAUGUCCUCGACGCCCUGGCGGAGGCGGUGAAGAAGUGGGAGGAGCCUGAGGACAGCGCCGUCAGGAAUCGUGCUCUCUGAAGCGGUCAGAUGAAGAAUUCUUGUUACGAGAAACGUCAAUGAAGAAAUAAAAAAGAAACCAAAGACACAACAGCCAGAGGUCUUGAACCGUGAAGUUGAUGAUGACAAGUCAACUUGAAAUAGCCAACAAUGUUAGACGAACUUGAUUUCAGAUCUGAUUCGAAGUAACCAGAUGGUUACUUGGAACCAGAUGGUGCAGUAGCGUCCCUGCAGCUGGUCACUCGUGUUGAUAAACUGUUGCUAUGUAGUAACUCAGGGCACCACCUUAUGUAAUUGUUCGUAACACUCAUGUCUUUUAUAUCAUUUAUUUAUUUUUUUUACAUAAAUUUGAUCUAAAUCA
This is a messenger RNA of Procambarus clarkii (red swamp crayfish), 802 nucleotides long. RefSeq lists its product as uncharacterized. Lineage: Eukaryota; Metazoa; Arthropoda; Malacostraca; Decapoda; Cambaridae. The record is from RefSeq and is a predicted model, not a curated record.